CGAGCGCAGGGCUAGCUCGCCGGGACAGCCUGAGAACGUCUUCAUCGCGGGUGCUUGUGCCGCCAUCUUGGAUGGCGGGAGUUAGAACCGAGCGAGCUUGAGGCGGGAAGGCUUCUCUUCUGUUCUCCGCAGGCCCUCAGACGGGCCAGCUGGCCGAGCUUUGGGGCGCGUGCCCUGAGGCGCGGGGCGCUAGUGCAGCGAUGCGGGACCUUCCCGGGGCCCCGUCCCCCGGGCUGGGGACACGCCGAAUGUGACCGCAACCCGUUCUCUCAACCACAGCUGCCGCUGCACGACGGGACCCGGCGCUGCCUGGCUCCCUCAGGCUUUUGUCUUUCGGUUCCAGAAUCCCCGCCCCCCUUCAGCUGUUAACUUGUGCUGGUGGCUUUUCUGGGGUGAUUGCCCACACGGCAGUGUACCACAGUCUUUUCCUACUGCAUGUGUACGGAGUAGAUGGCGUCAUUUUUACUGUAAAUCUGAAAUACUCUGCCAUCUGCCGACUUCUGUAGUGCCCUUGGACAAUCUUCUUUUAGGGUAUAAGUAUUGUUCAAAUUGCAUCAAUGGAGCACAUACAGGGAGCUUGGAAGACUAUCAGCAAUGGUUUUGGACUCAAAGAUGCGGUGUUUGAUGGCUCCAGCUGCAUCUCCCCUACAAUUGUUCAGCAGUUUGGCUAUCAGCGCCGGGCCUCAGAUGAUGGCAAACUCACGGAUUCUUCUAAGACAAGCAAUACUAUCCGGGUUUUCUUGCCGAAUAAGCAAAGGACUGUGGUCAAUGUGCGGAAUGGAAUGAGCUUGCAUGACUGCCUUAUGAAAGCUCUGAAGGUGAGAGGCCUGCAGCCAGAGUGCUGUGCAGUGUUCAGACUUCUCCAGGAACACAAAGGUAAGAAAGCACGCUUAGAUUGGAACACCGAUGCCGCCUCUCUGAUUGGAGAAGAACUGCAAGUGGAUUUUUUGGAUCAUGUUCCACUCACAACUCACAACUUUGCUCGGAAAACGUUCCUGAAGCUUGCAUUCUGUGACAUCUGUCAGAAGUUCCUACUAAACGGAUUUCGAUGUCAGACCUGUGGCUACAAGUUUCAUGAGCACUGUAGCACCAAAGUACCUACUAUGUGUGUGGACUGGAGUAAUAUCAGACAGCUCUUGCUGUUUCCAAAUUCUACUGUUGGUGACAUAGGAGUCCCAGCACCACCUUCUUUCCCGAUGCGUCGGAUGCGAGAGUCUGUUUCUCGGAUGCCUGCUAGUUCCCAGCACAGAUACUCCACACCCCAUGCCUUCACUUUCAACACCUCCAGCCCUUCCUCUGAAGGUUCCCUGUCCCAGAGGCAGAGGUCAACGUCCACUCCCAAUGUCCACAUUGUCAGCACCACCCUGCCUGUGGACAGCAGGAUGAUUGAGGAUGCAAUUCGAAGUCACAGUGAAUCAGCCUCACCUUCAGCCCUGUCCAGCAGCCCUAACAACCUGAGCCCAACAGGCUGGUCACAGCCCAAAACCCCUGUGCCAGCACAAAGAGAGCGGGCACCAGGACCUGGGACCCAGGAAAAAAACAAAAUUAGGCCUCGUGGGCAGAGAGAUUCAAGCUAUUACUGGGAAAUAGAAGCCAGUGAGGUGAUGCUGUCUACUCGGAUCGGGUCAGGCUCUUUUGGCACUGUGUACAAGGGCAAGUGGCAUGGAGAUGUUGCAGUAAAGAUCCUAAAGGUGGUUGACCCAACUCCAGAGCAACUUCAGGCCUUCAGGAACGAGGUGGCUGUUUUGCGCAAAACACGGCAUGUUAAUAUCCUGCUGUUCAUGGGGUACAUGACAAAGGACAACCUGGCGAUUGUGACCCAGUGGUGUGAGGGCAGCAGUCUCUACAAACACCUGCAUGUCCAGGAGACCAAAUUCCAGAUGUUCCAGCUAAUUGACAUUGCCCGACAGACGGCUCAGGGAAUGGACUAUUUGCAUGCAAAGAACAUCAUCCACAGAGACAUGAAAUCCAACAAUAUAUUUCUUCAUGAAGGCCUCACGGUAAAAAUUGGAGAUUUUGGCUUGGCAACAGUGAAGUCACGCUGGAGUGGUUCUCAGCAGGUUGAACAGCCCACUGGCUCUGUGCUGUGGAUGGCGCCAGAAGUAAUCCGAAUGCAGGAUAACAACCCAUUCAGCUUCCAGUCUGAUGUCUACUCCUACGGCAUUGUGCUGUACGAGCUGAUGACUGGGGAGCUUCCCUACUCCCACAUCAACAACCGAGACCAGAUCAUCUUCAUGGUAGGCCGUGGGUAUGCCUCUCCAGAUCUUAGCAGGCUCUACAAGAACUGUCCCAAGGCAAUGAAGAGAUUGGUGGCUGACUGUGUGAAGAAAGUCAAAGAAGAGAGACCUUUGUUUCCCCAGAUCCUGUCUUCCAUUGAGCUGCUUCAGCACUCUCUGCCGAAAAUCAACAGGAGCGCCUCUGAGCCUUCCCUGCACCGGGCAGCUCACACUGAGGACAUCAAUGCUUGUACGCUGACUACAUCCCCGAGGCUACCAGUCUUCUAGCUGAUGUUGUAGCUGUUCUUAGGCCACCAGGGGACGAAGAAGAGUCAGCAGGCACCACUUUCUGUUUCCUUGGGGGCAGAAUGCAUGUUUUUGGAAACGCUGCUGCUGCUAAGGACCUAGACUACUCACAGGGCCUUAACUUCAUAUUGCCUUCUUUUCUACUCCUCCUGCCCUGGAAAUGGAAGCUGUCCACCAAGCCAGCCUGCUCUGCUCCAGAGGUAUACAAGUCAACGUUGAGUAUUUUUAGGGCAAAUGGCCUUGGAGAGAAGGCAGGGCACUCCAGCUGCUGCAGGGACAUGCAAUUGGGAACUUGGCUCUUUGAGCCUGUAUGUCGCAGGGCACAGACAGUGGUGCAGUGCCAGUUUUGCACAUGGAGUCCUGGCCACCUGAGGGAGCCUGCUUUGGUACUACAGAACUUCAUCACUUUGUGGACACACCUUCCUCUGUGUCUAAGGUGUUCUGUGCCGGUGGCUUUCCAAGCAAGGUGCUCCACCUUUGGCAGCCUCCCACACGCUGAAUCUGUCUUCCAGGAGCUGCCCCUAUGGGGUGGGCCGCAGCCCAACCCUAUCUCUAGUUACAUCUUUGUCUGUAAGAAAGCCAGGAAUACAGGUUUUCUUAAUGAUUUGGGGUUUUAAUUUUGUUUUUAUUGAGCCUGAUAAAAUACAGUUAUCUGAUGGUUCUUCAAUUAUGUUAUUUUAAUAAAAUAAAUUAAAUUUAGGUUUAAU
Molecule: messenger RNA, 3229 nt
Organism: Mastomys coucha (southern multimammate mouse)
Lineage: Eukaryota; Metazoa; Chordata; Mammalia; Rodentia; Muridae
Gene: Raf1
Product: Raf-1 proto-oncogene, serine/threonine kinase
Exons: 18
Coding region: 558-2504 (648 amino acids)
Biological process (GO): signal transduction; protein phosphorylation
Cellular component (GO): mitochondrion; cytosol; plasma membrane
Molecular function (GO): ATP binding; protein kinase activity
Source: RefSeq, a predicted model, not a curated record